Molecule: messenger RNA, 1582 nt
Organism: Nematostella vectensis (starlet sea anemone)
Lineage: Eukaryota; Metazoa; Cnidaria; Anthozoa; Actiniaria; Edwardsiidae
Product: zinc transporter ZIP4
Exons: 6
Coding region: 176-1237 (353 amino acids)
Biological process (GO): zinc ion import across plasma membrane; intracellular zinc ion homeostasis
Cellular component (GO): membrane
Molecular function (GO): zinc ion transmembrane transporter activity
Source: RefSeq, a predicted model, not a curated record
UAUCUGUGAAUGUGCUGCUUCUAAGCAAGGAAUCAUAUGAUACAUUCACUCUCCUCUCAACAAAAUAGCUAUCGCGCUACUAUUACGCCAAGACAAAAAAGGAAUCUGUUCGAAGAUCUUAAAAGAAUAUGUAUCUUAUACUUGUUUUACAAGUUUAUUUAGAUUCAAACCGUAAAUGAAUCAAACAACAAUGGUGGCGAAUAACGAAACGAAUUCCCGUAUGAUGUCUGUAAGCAAGACCACACACACUAAAGCGAUAUUGUACGGAGGAUGCGCAGUAACAGGCAUCAUCAUGCUCUCCCUGGUGGCAGCGCUGCUUUGCUUCCCUGCCCUAAAGCGAGACAUUCGCCACCUCGUCACAGCAUUCCUUGUGUCCUUAGGCGCGGGAUGUCUGGCAGGUGACGCACUGUUUCACCUCAUACCGCACGCGAUGAGUCCCAGGAUUGCUGAAGAUUACCUGGCCCGUGGCAAUAAUGUGGACCCGCACGAGGAUGCUUUAGUCAUGUGGCGGUCUGUGGUGAUCGCUGUCAGUAUAUACGUGUUCUAUCUUAUGCACGUGGCUAUGCACUCGAUGGGGGGAGGUCACUCUCAUUCCCAUAUAGACGGCGCGACAGAUCAAAACUCCCAUACAGAUAUAAGCCCGAAGAAUUCCCCAAUUAACGGAGAUAAAUCCCAUCUUCCCCACAUGGAGAUCAGCCCGUUCAAAUCCCCCGUAUCAACCGAAAAACCGACUCCGCCGUUGAAAGGUGGCAACACUCUAGUGGUAAUGGUUAUAAUGGGAGACUUUAUUCAUUCUCUGAACGAUGGUAUGGCUAUUGGGGGAGCGUUCUCGAGGGCUCCGUCAGACGGCCUUAGCACGUCUCUUGCGGUGUUCUGUCACGAGAUACCGCACGUUGUAGGUGACUUCGCCAUUCUCGUGUCAACCGGAUUAACCUCCAGAAGAAGCUUGUUCCUCCAAGCAUUCGCACUCGCCCCAAUGUACGCGGGCCUGAUUGUCGGAGUGCUCCUGGGCACGGCUCUCAAUCUGACAGACUGGAUAUUUGCCGUAUCUGGUGGCAUGUUCCUCUUUGUCUCUCUGGCAGAAACGAUGCCGGAGCUGUUUGCAAGCGCUGCCCACCAACGCGAGGAGAGCCGUGGGAAAGUGCUUCUUGCCCAGAAUGCGGGAUUACUCGCGGGAUUCGGGACUAUGCUAACGCUAGCAGCAUUCGAAGACACCAUCAAGCAAUAUUUGAAUUGAUGUCGAAUUGCUGACAAGUUUACAGUUUGCAAACACCGAAAGUUUUGGAGAUGGACUGCGGCUGGUGAAAUACGGUAAAAUAUUUGAGCUUUGGAAAGCCCUGUGAAAAUACACCAAGAAAUAAAUAGCAAGAUACAUAUUUAUCGUUAUAAAGAUUAAAAUGAUAAAAUGACAAAUAAUACUUUUGUAAAAAAAGACACAUGUUUUUUACUACAUUGUUUGCUAACAAAAAGCAUUCACUGAUGCCGAGUUGUCAGCAGUGGCGGACUCGUCUGGAGCCUGGGGGUUAGGGGGAGGAGACAUAAAGCACAUAACGUUAAAAAUAAAAUAAGUUCAUUUAUUUUA